Molecule: messenger RNA, 2223 nt
Organism: Hemisphaericaspora subhashii
Lineage: Eukaryota; Fungi; Ascomycota; Pichiomycetes; Serinales; Debaryomycetaceae
Gene: IST2
Product: Ist2p
Exons: 2
Coding region: 1-2223 (740 amino acids)
Biological process (GO): chloride transmembrane transport
Cellular component (GO): cortical endoplasmic reticulum
Molecular function (GO): chloride channel activity
Source: RefSeq, a predicted model, not a curated record
AUGAAGGCGAUAAUAUUUCGUAUUAGUUCAAGAUUAAGAAUCAUUUAUCAAUAUUUAACUCCACCUGAAUCAAUUGGUGGUUGUGGUAUUACUCCAAAUAAUGGUGAUUGGAAAUUUGUUAAGAGUAUAGUUCCUGUUAAACAUUGUUUUGGUGAUUCUGUUGUGACUGAAGAAACUAAUUUGAAUAUAUUUCAAAAGAAUUUAUCAACUAAUAGAAUUAAAAACACUUAUGGGGUUCAAAUUGCUCUUUAUUUCGAGUUUUUGAAAUAUUAUACCAUUUGGUUAUUGUUUAUUUCAGCAGUUGGUGUGGCAUCCUUCUUUAGAAGAGAGAGAAAUACAUAUUCAUUAACAUAUACAUUUAUCAAUUUAGCUUGGGGUAGUUUAUUUGUCUUUUUUUGGAAUAGAAGAGAGAAAUAUUUGGUAAACACUUGGAGAGUUCAAAAUUGUCAUUUACUUGAAGAAUAUAAUUCUCGAUUGGCUCAAGUUAAUAAAAAAUUUGAAGUCAAAUCAAGUUAUUUCCAUAAAGAUAAUAGUGAAUGGUAUGUCUUUAUGAAACAAUUGGCAUUUAUUCCAAUUGCAAUUGUGUUUACUGUUAUUUUGAUUAGUUAUCAAUUGGCUUGUUUCUUUUUGGAAAUCUUCUUAGCUGAUAUCUAUGAUGGACCAGGUAAGAUAUUCUUAUCAUUAUUACCUACUAUUUUAAUUGUUGGAUUUGUCCCAAUUCUUACAUUGGUUUAUAAUUUUGUUUCUGAAGUUGUUGUUAAUUGGGAAAAACAUGAUAGUGAAUACAGUCGUCGUAAUUCAAUGAUAAUUAAAGAAUUUGUGUUGAAUUUUUUGACAAGUUAUGUUCCCUUGAUCAUUACCUCAUUCUUAUAUCUUCCAUUUGCUCAUUUGGUUAAACCUCAUUUAAAUGAUAUUAAAGAUACAAUUAGUACCUAUGUCGGUGAUGAUAAGUUUUAUUAUCAUUAUUUGAUAACCCUCAAAAAACAAGAAGAUUUCCAAAUGAAUCAAAACAGAUUAAAUAUCCAAUUCUUUUAUUUCAUCGUCACCAAUCAAGUUGUCCAACUCGGUCUCAAAUAUAUCUUACCUUUAGUUUUAAAGAGAGUAUUCAAAAUCAUAGACACCAAGAAUAAAACAUUUAAUCCCCGUGAUACCAAUGGAGAAGGUAUUUGGUUAACAAAUAUCAGAGCCUCGUUGAAAUUAACCGAAUAUAACGUCAAUGACGAUUUCAGAAUGGUAGUUUUACAAUACGGUUAUCUUAUCAUGUUUGGCCCAGUAUGGCCCUUAGCACCAUUAGUAUGUGUCAUAUUCAAUUUAAUCACCUACAAGCUCGAUAAUUUAAAAUUAUUAAAUGGGAAAUAUUUCAAACCCCCAGUCCCCACCCGAGUUGAUUCAAUUCAUCCUUGGAAUAAAGGAUUAUUCUUAUUGACUUGGAUAGCUUCACUUAUGUCACCAAUCGUGACUGCCUUUUAUCGUCAUGGAACUGCUCCACCUAAGACAUUGGGACAAUUGGCAUUGGAUAAAGCCAGUGUUAAUAUUUCGUCGUCGGCCGAAUUUGUGCUUUUGAUGUUUUUAUCCGAACAUAUGUUUUUGGCCCUUUGUUAUGUUUUAUAUAAGUAUUCGGAAUUAUUUAAGAGUCAAGUUGAAUGGGAGAAUGAUUUUGUGGAUAAUGAUAUUAAAUUAAGACAUGAUCAUUAUACUGCGAAAGUUAAGCCUCAUAUUCCGGUACAUGGUGAUGGAGAGUGGGAUAAGAUUACUCCAACUGCGACUUUGAGUUAUUUGACAACAAGUCAAGAAGUAGACACGGAAUUAGUUGGAUCGAAAUCGGAAUCAUUCCUGACUUCUUCCAAGCCGGCAACUACCACGGCCACCCUUCGUUCUGAAAAAAUGGGAAAUGACGAACCAAGUAUUGAAGUCUUGAUUUCAAAGAAGACAAAUCCUGAUGGUGAAUUAUCGGGGAAGAAAGCGCCUAAGGAGGAGAUUAUUGGAAGCAAGGAAGAUUUAGAAAAGAUUAGGGAAAAAGGUGAUAAAAUCAUAACCACUAAGAACGAUGAAGGUAAUUUACAAUAUAGUACCAUUGAUGAUAAUACCCAUGUGGAGCCACCAUCAUCUGAAGAUAAAACUACAUCAUCUUCAGAAAAGGAUGCUGCUAGUAUACUGAGUCUGGGAUCUUUUAAGGACAAAUUAAAGAAGGCAAAGAAGGUGUUUAACAAGCGUAAAGAUUAG